Patiria miniata (bat star) is the source of this 2984-nucleotide messenger RNA. RefSeq names its product malonate--CoA ligase ACSF3, mitochondrial-like. Bases 127 to 1989 code for a protein of 620 amino acids. The record is from RefSeq and is a predicted model, not a curated record. Gene Ontology annotation, molecular function: medium-chain fatty acid-CoA ligase activity. The transcript is spliced from 6 exons. Lineage: Eukaryota; Metazoa; Echinodermata; Asteroidea; Valvatida; Asterinidae. Gene Ontology annotation, biological process: fatty acid metabolic process.
ACUAAAAAAAACCAGUGUGAAUACCUCCUUGUAAUUAUUUAACGCUUGGUGGCGCACUAGCCGUCAUAGAACUUUUCAAAAGAGACGGUGCACGUGCGGUACUGAUGCGACAGAGUUUUUUUCACCAUGCUGCUGGUCAGGUCCAAUUGUAUACUUAGAAUUCUCCAGCGAGGUUUUGUUCUUCGUCUCAGCAAAUGCAAGAGUUCCUCCAGCGCAGUCAGACCUGUCUUCCUGAAUGUCAUCAAGCAAGGCUAUGCGGACCAGACAGCUGUCGUAGACUGUCUUGGUAGACACACAUAUGAGGAACUGAUCGGGUUCAGCACCGCCCUCGCCCAGCGCAUUCUGGCCAUCACACCGCGAGACGCGACCGCGGAGAAGAAGGGCUCGGGAGUGGUGUUGAACGGGGAGCGCGUCGCCGUACUCUGCCCCAACAACAUCUCAUUUAUCAUCUCCCAGUUUGCGGCAUGGAUGAGCGGAUGCACGGUGGUCCCCCUCUGCAAAGUCCAUCCGCAAUCCGAGUUGGACUACAUCGUCAGUGAUUCCCAAAGCUCAGUAGUCAUAGCAACCAGAGAAUUUGCUGACAGGGCCCACGGCCUCGCGGAGAAAAACAAUCUCAGAGUGUUGAUCUUAAAUGAAGAGGCCCUCGUCACAAGACGAAGCAGAACUUCAAAUGAACUGCACAUACUUUCUCAACACAAUAACAAUGCACCGGUCGCAGUGCCGGACAUUGUGACGGCAUCCAACUGUAGUUGGAAUGAUUCUCAGUUGAUUGACAAGUCAACGCUGACUCAAAAAUGGAGUCAGAUACGUUGGAAGAAUCGCAAGGCGAUGAUUGUAUACACCAGUGGAACGACGGGGCCACCGAAGGGUGUGGUGACGACAUUUGCCGCCUUGCAAGCCCAGAUCUCUAUGAUGCUAAAGGCCUGGUGCUGGUCAGCACAAGAUGUCAUUCUCCAUGUGCUGCCUCUGCAUCAUGUCCACGGAGUGGUCAACGCCUUGGCGUGCCCGCUGUGGUGUGGGGCGACGUGUGUCUUGAUGCCACAGUUUGAUGUGGACAGGGUAUGGGACAGGCUCCUUGAUGACUCUGAGCCGAGAAUCAACCUGUUCAUGGGCGUCCCUACCAUGUAUGCCAAGCUGAUUGAAGGCUUUGAGUCAAGGUUCAAAGGUCAAAAGGUCAGGGCCUUCAUCAAGGCCAAGUUGAGAGACCGAAUCAGGUUGAUGAUUUCAGGGUCAUCAGCUCUGCCUCAGCCAGUACUCAAGCACUGGGAGGCCAUCACGGGUCACCGAUUACUGGAACGAUACGGGAUGACGGAAUUAGGCAUGGUGUUGUCUAACCCAGUACAUGGUCUCAGGAUCCCAGGUGCAGUUGGGAAUCCAUUUCCAACUGUGGAUGUGCGCAUCGUCACUGGCAAUGGCGACAUCUGUGUCAGCGGUAAUUCCAAAGGCUCAAAGGUCACAGUGGGGUCAGAGGUCACAGAAGGUGAGCUUCAGGUCAGAGGACCGGCCGGCUUCAAGGAAUACUGGAACCGACCGGACGACACGGCCAAAGCCUUCACCGAUGAUGGCUGGUUCAAAACAGGGGACACUGCAUCCUACCAAGAUGGUGUUUACCGGAUCCUAGGCAGGACGUCUGUAGACAUCAUCAAAAGCGGAGGCUACAAGAUCAGCGCGCUGGACGUAGAGCGCCACUUACUGGCCCACGAGCGAAUCGCGGAGUGUGCGGUGGUGGGCGUGCCGGACGUGACGUGGGGCCAGCGCGUGGCGGCAGUGGUGGUACUUCAAGGCAAUGCAAAUUCGACACCAUCAUUAUCGUCAUCGUCAUUGUCGUCAUCAUCACUGACGUUGCCAGAGCUGCGAGCCUGGGCCAGGGACCGCAUGGCGCCCUACACGAUCCCGACCGAGAUGAGAGUUCUUGAGGCCAUGCCGCGCAAUGUCAUGGGCAAAGUGAACAAGAAACAGCUGCUCAGAGAGGUUUUCGAGCUGGAAUGAAAGUGGUGUCAGAAGAGGCUUUGCAACAAAUGACAUUAACCAGUUCGCGUCGGAGGCUGUGUAUACACGCACAAGAUUUGCGGCAUUCGGAAUGGAUGACAGAUAAACAUACAAAAUGUAUAGGGUUCGAGGCCGGAAAUAUCUGCCAGUGAAUCAUUCGCAGCGAGCAAGGCAGGGAGUAUGAAUGUGCUGCCAGAGGGUGAUGGCUUCAACCCGCCUGGCUUGAGGUCGAGUGAAAAGCCCACGUCUCGUUUCGUUCUUGUCAAAAUAAUCCCGGCGUGAACUGCUUAAGACACAAACUACAUGUAUCUUCUACUAAAUAUCUCCUUGUAGUAAUGCACAUUUUUAUCAAAACUUUAUAACAUGCCAAAUUUACUUAAAUGUGAUAAUUUUCAAGUUUCCUUUUUAUACUACUAGCAGGGUUGAGAUUGUCAAUUUAAAUAAAGUCUGAAAAUUGAUAAAAUGUCUGAAUGGUGCGUAUUUAUAGAUACUUACAAUGUCUUUCUCUCGGAUUCAAAUCUGAUUUCAGAGAAAAUUUUGGAAAAUCUCAUGCUUGUACUUGUGUUUGCUCCAAAGUUAAGAACAAUUGAGUGCAAUCGAGACUUUUUAUACAUACAUGAAUAUAUAUUUCUAAAUUAUUUUUAAUUGUCUGGAGAUUCCUUUAUAUCUUGUUUGCCCGAUAAUAAAUAAAUAAAUAAAGAAAGAAAUAAAUAAUGUCAAAUUAUCUAUUAGUAUUACGCGCAUUAUUUGGAUAUGGGUCACUAUUCAAUUAUGGGUCGGCAGGGCUCGAUUUACAAAAAAAAAUUGGCAUGCACUGGUGCAUGUAGACCAAAAAACCUACAUGCACCAAGAAAAACCCACAUGCACCAUAAUUUUGCAAAUAACACGUAGCGCAAAUUUCUGUAUUUAGCAAUUUAAGGAUUAUAAGCCAUAGAUGAGGUUAGGUGAGUAUUAAAGUAUGUUUGAUAUAAUAAAGAAAAUUUCUAAGAACCAUA